UUGCUAAAAGGUCUUGCAUCCAUUCUCUUUUAUAGGCUCAUAAAGGAAGUGGAAAAUCUUCAAGAUUGCUCCGUUUUAAUUCCCCUUUACAAAGUCGGUAGAGAGGAACUACUUGAGAAACUGAGCGAACAUUUUUCGGAACCUAUCUCAAUGAGCAGCCAACGUCUUGCCAUACGAAGAGUAUGCGGUCUAAGAGGUGGUGAAUUCAGUGAUGAAGCAGAUACAACUGCACGGAUACGAACAUCACAAAGGCAGGCGAAAAGCGUUCUCGCUGCGUUAAAAAGGAUGUCACAGCCAACAGUGGUUGUGGAUCUCUCGAUUCGUGAUGACUACAAGGAUGUCAUAGCAGAAAAUCUGGUGACUGUACCGUAUUCUGAUCAUUCCUCGAAGCUUGAAAUCUGCUCCUUCUUAUCAAGGUUAAAAUUCGGAGAACUGGUACCUACUGGAGCACCUAUGAAGUCCUCCACAGCGGAGGAAUUGAUGAAACUCUCGAGAGAAAAGAUCACUUGUCCAACUGGUGAUGAUAUUCAGACGAACAUGGACGCGCGACCAAUUGAACUGGGCCAGACGGAAGCGAUCACUGCGACUCCUCCAUUAUUGAAAUUCGACUAUUCCUGUCUAGAGCCUAAAAAAUUGGAUGUUUUCAAGACAGAAGGAGUGGAUUUGCUUAAAUUUGUCUCGUUCACAGAUUUGGGAAGAUUUGGGAAGGUACGCAUCAAAGCCUUCGAAUUCAGGUCCGAUAAAAGUGAAGUUUUCUCACAUUUAUACUUCAUAAUUAUUUUCUUCUUUGCACUCAACUCCCAUUAA
Molecule: messenger RNA, 807 nt
Organism: Strongylus vulgaris
Lineage: Eukaryota; Metazoa; Nematoda; Chromadorea; Rhabditida; Strongylidae
Source: the annotation of a GenBank genome assembly